AUGAAGGCUUCGAUUGAGGAGGAGAGUUGGAGGGUGGAAACACAAGAAAACAUAAACACAAAGAAGAAGAAGAAGAAGAAGAAAGUGAAGGAGGACAGACUAAGUAACUUGCCAGAUGAAAUUAUCCUUCACAUACUUUCUUUUUCGGACGCAAAAACAGCAGUUCAGACGAGUGUUCUCAGCAAGCGAUGGAGGUCCCUUUGGACUUCACUCCCCGUCGUCAAUUUCCUCGACUCGUCCUUCGAUGAUCCUGUCAUUUUCCAAUGUUUCGUGCAGCAUGUGUUGUCCCGUAGAGACGCUUCCACCAAUCUCAACAUGCUUAAACUCGUGUUCGACGAUCUUCUUGAUGUUCUUGAUGAUGUGGACAUCGUAGAUUCCAUCAUUGACUACAUUAAACCAACAGAUAUUCAGGAUCUGAGCAUCACUACUAAAUGUUUUAUUUGGAAUCUACCUCAACUCUCUGCUUGUCGCUCCCUCACCACCCUGCACCUGGCAGGCAUAGUAACUAACAGCGCAAUGUUUGAUUCUGUUUCCCUACAACACUUGUAUCUUUUUCAAUGCGAGUUCGAGUAUUUGGUCCAUGAGAAUGAUCCUUUCAGCGGUUGUCCCAAUUUGAGGUGUCUGUCCCUACUUGAUUGUUCUUACGUUGGCAAUAUUCACAAGUUUGAAAUCCAUGCUCCCCAGCUGACGGACUUGACCAUAUCCAAUAUGCGAAAGGAAUCAGGCUUUGCGAUUGAGCUUUUUACUCCAAAGAUUCAAUCUUUUAGAUAUAGUGACAACUAUUAUCUUUGUAACCAAUGUGAUGGCCUACUUAUUUGGUGGUUCUCCUGGAUUUGA
Molecule: messenger RNA, 837 nt
Organism: Gastrolobium bilobum
Lineage: Eukaryota; Viridiplantae; Streptophyta; Magnoliopsida; Fabales; Fabaceae
Product: putative FBD-associated F-box protein At5g22720
Exons: 1
Coding region: 1-837 (278 amino acids)
Molecular function (GO): protein binding
Source: RefSeq, a predicted model, not a curated record